AUGUCUCACUACAAUGCCAAAAAAGCGGCAACAAAGGCAGAGAAGAUUAAUUUCUUCGGACAUAAGACUCCUGCGGCACCUUUAGGCCCGAUGUCGAGCCCACAGGAUGGUGAUGGUGAUGGAGAUGGAGACUCAGAUUCGAGUGCUCUGACGCCAACAGCAGAACAGCCAAUUCUAUCCACAUCUGACAAAAUUAUCAAAGAUUUCCUGACACAAGCCCUGGACGCACUGACAAACAAGCUGACAAGCAACUUACUGCGGAUGCUCUCCGAAAGGACGUGCAAGAACUGGACACCUGCACAGCACAUGUGGAACAAAAAAUUAUCGAAUAUGCUUCUGCCAACAACAACAUGGCUUUGGAAAGCAAGGUUGGGCUUCUGGAAGCUAAGAUGGCGGACUCUGAAGACAGAAGCCACAGAAAUAACCUUAGACUUUGGGGUGUACCAGAGUCUGUCCUGCAGGACGAUUUACAGGCCUACGCAAGAGGAUUCCUGA
This is a messenger RNA of Pelobates cultripes (western spadefoot toad), 495 nucleotides long. Lineage: Eukaryota; Metazoa; Chordata; Amphibia; Anura; Pelobatidae. The record is from the annotation of a GenBank genome assembly.